UGUGCUUUAGAUGCAUACUAUGGAGCACAGUCGGAUUUUUGUUCGCUAAUUGCAGCAAAGUUGACGGGUUAAUUAUCUGCUUCCUGUGUAAUUCUAAGUACAAAUCCAAGCGAAACAAUGUGUUCCAAGGUGGUGUUGUUUCUGUUUGGAGCUGUGUGCAUCACCUCUCAGAUCAGUUCAGCCGUUGAAGAGGUCUACAGUGCUGAGCUGAUGGUGGAAAGUAACGUCACACUGGAUUCCCAGACCAUCCUCAAUGCUUUGUUGGGCAUAAUUAACCUCACAUCGCCCAAUAAUCCACCAGUGACCCUCUCAGACAGUAAACUAGUCGCAGAGUGCCUGAUUAUUGGCACUGACACCCAGUGCAACUGCAGUGCCGGUUACAUUUGGAGCAACCAAGUGUGCUACAAUUUCAACUGUUGCCGUGAAAGUACUUGCACCAAAAAUGUGUCCUACAUCGAACCACUUUGCAUUGCCAAAGUCCAAGUUCGCAUCAAUGGAUCAGUCAUCAAUUCCCUCCAAGGUGAAUCUACAAUAAAAACACAGCUUCAAAACAAAUUUGGAGAACUGAAUGGCUUUGAGUCCCUGAAUGUAACCGGUCAGAGGCAAAGCAACAAGUUUACUGACUUUGAGGCAGCUGUCAGCGUCAGAUUUGAAACUUCUAAACUUCAAAAGAUUGUGACUGACCUGGAGUCAGCGCUGGAAGCUGUACUCUGGGUCGACACUUCAGGAAUGGUCACCAUAGAGUCCCUAAAAGGUACAGUGCUGUACGAGUCGGAGCAAGUACUGAAUUGCACAUUUGAGGAGGCGUCAGGGAGUGCUGGCUGGAACAUGAGCACGCCGAAUCAGCGCUUUGAGCUCAACACAGGCAGUGUGGUGAAACUGGACCCCAACUGUGCCACAGCGACAUACAAGUCUUGUGUGUCAGUUACACUCCAGAAGGUGACAGGCGUCUGGUCAGGCACGUAUGAGUGUGGAUUCACCACGGGGUCGGUCAGGCACACAGCCAGGGCACAACUGAAAGUGGCGCUUCUGCCUGAUGUGAUCGCCUUGACAAUCGACCCUCUUACUGCAGACUGUUCAGCAGAGCCGGUCAAACCGACUAUAAAUAUAAAUGUCACCGCCACCAUCGCUAACAGCACAGAGAGCUUCAGCGUUUGGUGGAGCCUCAAUAAUGUAACGAAAGAGAAUCUAAAGAACCAAACUAAUGGAGAUAAGCUGGUCUAUAAUUUUAAUGCUCAUGUCAGUUGCACGAAAACCGAGAAAGCACAAUAUGUGAAUGUUACUUUUGAGAACACAAUAGGACAAAUAAGAACUGCACGAGUGGAUAUCCCAGUGAUUUAUGAGGGUGCACCGUUUUGCAAGCAAGAUCGGAUAAAUAAUGACUCAUGGCCAAAAACCCCAGCUGGAGCCACAGUGAUUAUCCGAACAUGUGAGGUGGGCAGGGUUGGCUAUAAGUCUCGCACCUGUAUACACCGUACCUGGAUGGAUGUGUUCUACUACUGCAUCGACGAAAACUUGAACAAAGUUUUAGAUGCUGCAGACAACUUCCAGAAGGGACUAGGGGCUACCCAGGCGGUGGCCAUGGAUAUAUUUGCAGGACUUAAGAACAGCUCUACUGCUAUGUUGGCUUCUAAUUCCGUUAACUCUAUGGGCGACAUUAGUGCCUCCGUCAAUGUUCUUAAUGGGAUGUCCACUGGAUCAAAAUAUGUUACCUUGCAAGAGGAUCUCCUUCCUGAUUUUGUUAAUGCAGCAAGCAAUAUGUUGAACAAGACCUGGGAGGGGUUCAACAAGUCUGAUAUUCAGAAAAUCUCAUCGACAUACCUUGAUUCUGUGGAGGGUCUGGUGAAGAAUAUCCAUGUCAACACAAGCAAAGGAAUGAAUAGUUCUAAUUUAGACCUCAAAUUCUGCUCUGGGAGUGACUGUAAUAUUUCUGUGUUUGAUGCGAACGUGAGCAUGAACAAGACCAAUGGAAUAAUGAAAACUGUUGCUGUGAAAAAUCUAAUGGAAAAAUUAGAAAACAACCAAACUGAAGUAACCAGCCUCUUGAUAUCGACCACACUUCAGGACAAUAAUGAUUCAUCUUUUGGAAUUCGACUGGAGUUCCCCCAGCAGCUGAAACCCAAAUAUAAACCUCUCUGUGUCUUCUGGGACACCACAACCAGCAAAUGGUCGAGUGAGGGAUGCACUGCCAAUUCUAGUGAUGGUAACCGCAUAGUCUGUGAUUGCAACCACCUGACUUCAUUCUCUGUCCUCAUGUCCAAAAGUGAUACAUCCGAUAAAAUCCUAGAUAUGAUUACCAACGUGGGCAUGGGUGUGUCCAUCUGCUCCUUGCUGAUCUUCCUCAUCAUUGAGUCUCUAGUGUGGUCGGCUGUGGUCAAGACCAACCUUUCCCAUUUCCGUCACACAGCCAUAGUGAACAUUGCCGUGUUCCUCUUGCUCGGUGACUGCAGUUUCUUGGCUAACAUCUUUCUUGAGAAUCUUGAUGAAAACUGGUGCCUAUUUUUGACAGUAUGUCAGCACCUUUUUUUCUUGGCCAUGUUCAGCUGGAUGCUGUGCAUGAGUGUCAUGCUCGUCCACCAGCUCAUCUUUGUCUUCAGCCCGCUAAGGAAAAGAGUCUUCAUGUUUUUGUCCAGCAUCGUGGGCUAUGUUUGCCCAAUGUUAAUAGUGGGAUGCAGCUAUGUGUAUUGCAAAUACACCAAGAAGCCCUAUUAUAGUAUGGAUACAUGCUGGCUCGUUUAUGAGAGCCUUCUGGUGGGUUCCAUUCAUGCUUUCAUCCUACCUAUUGGAACUGUUAUUUUGACAAACCUCUUCUCCAUGGUGGUCGUCAUGCUUACGCUCUUGAAGUCCUCGGCCCCGGAGGGCAGCAAGGCAGAUGACAAGGAGACAGCCAAAAGCAUCCUUAAAGUGGUGGUCUUUCUAACGCCUGUCUUUGGAGUAACAUGGGUUUUUGGCUUCGGACUGCUCCUACUGAACAAUAACACUAUCCACUUUACCAUUGUUAACUACAGUUUUACCAUCCUCAAUUCCUUCCAGGGCCUUUUCCUUCUGAUAACAGGGGUUUUUGCAGAGCAGAAGGUUCGUGAGGAAAUAUUUAAGAUCAUAGCGGGAGAAUCAAAAGGAAAAACUGAGACCUCUAAGAAUUUGAGUUCAACCACAUACACAAAAGACAAAUGAAGACCAAGAUUAUGGAGACGGAAACAGCAGCUCUUAUGUACAGUAUGCAGUGCCACUUGUAGCCUACAACUCUUAAGAGUCAAUAUUUUCACUAGACCAGGGGUCGGCAACCACAGGCCCCCAUUGGCACAUAGUGGCUCAACCAACGGCACCCUAGCAGUUAGUGCAAGAGGGUUUUUUGGAAAUGUUCCAAUCCCCAUGCCAAAUGAGCUCUUUCACAGCUAUUUGAAGAAGCACUGCCUGUUAUUUACGGUAGUUUUUCCCAUCUAUAUUCAGUGAAGGACCCCCCCUUUGCCUUUGAUUGGCUAAUACUUUUUGCUUUCUUCACAGAAUGCGGUGCAAUGGAAAAAAAUAACACUGCAUGUGUAGGCUCGGUAGACCAUUGCAAGCUUAAUACUCAUAUGUCAAACUGAUUAAGAACAUUUUAAAAUGGCAAAGCCUAUUAAAAAGGUUGCUGAACCCUGUACUAGACAGU
Etheostoma spectabile (orangethroat darter) is the source of this 3649-nucleotide messenger RNA. RefSeq names its product adhesion G protein-coupled receptor F3b (gene adgrf3b). Gene Ontology annotation, biological process: cell surface receptor signaling pathway; adenylate cyclase-activating G protein-coupled receptor signaling pathway. Gene Ontology annotation, cellular component: membrane. Gene Ontology annotation, molecular function: G protein-coupled receptor activity. The record is from RefSeq and is a predicted model, not a curated record. Lineage: Eukaryota; Metazoa; Chordata; Actinopteri; Perciformes; Percidae.